This is a messenger RNA of Cornus florida, 3956 nucleotides long. RefSeq lists its product as uncharacterized. Lineage: Eukaryota; Viridiplantae; Streptophyta; Magnoliopsida; Cornales; Cornaceae. The transcript has 2 exons. The record is from RefSeq and is a predicted model, not a curated record. Bases 1430 to 2173 code for a protein of 247 amino acids.
CUGCGGCCGAAGGCUGUGGUGGGUAAGAAGCGGCAACCUAAGGCUUCUAGGGCUGAUCGACCUCAGAAGAGAUUGCAACGGGACGCCUCUAUGCAGUGCACCACCCGUGAGGAAGCCCGACUCUUGCCGAGCUCUCCGUUGCAAACGGAAGAACCGUUUCUUCAUCCCUGUUCAUCCAAACUCAAGGUGGAGGUAGCCAGCCUUAAAUGGCCCCAUGAUGAUCAAUGAAGAUGUUGGUAUGGAACUAUCAGGGGUUGGGGAAUCCUCUGACGGUUCGACAAUUGAAGAAGCUGAUCCGGCUUCAUUCCCCUUGUUUGGUGGCGCUUUUGGAAACAAAGAAUGGCGAGUCUUUGCUGGAAAGGGUUCGGAAGACGGUGAAUUUUCCUUUUUCUUGUUUGGUCCCGCCUCGCGGCUUAGCUAGAGGUUUAUUAUUAUGGUGGACGGAGUCUGUGGAUGUUCGGAUUUGUGCCUUUCUGGAUUUUCAUAUCUCCAGUGUCGUUAAUUCCGGUUCAGGUCGAUGUUGGGGUUUUUCCGUGGUCUAUGCUAGCUGUCAUGCUAGUGUUCGUGUUGAGCAAUGGGGUUCCCUUCGUCGUUUGCUGCAGGAUUGGCAGUAUCCUUGGAUCAUGAUUGGGGAUUUCAAUGAAAUUGCUCACUCUUCUGAGAAGUUUGGUGGCCGUUCAAAGCCGGUUUAGGUUUUACAAAAAUUCCGGCUGCUGAUCAAUGAUUGUAGUCUCUUUGAUUUGGGCUUUUCUAGUUUUCCGUUUACUUGGAACAAUCAACGUUGCGGGGAGGCAAAUAUCCGCCAACGGCUUGACCGUGCCUUGGUCUCUUCUGACUGGCGUCUUUUGUUUCCUAGAGCUUCUCUUAGCCAUUGCUCAGUGGCGGGCUCUGAUCAUGUAGCUUUGCUUCUUGAUUUCCAACCUAUUUUCUCCUUUAAAGCUCGUCAAUUUUAUUUUGAUGCCCGUUGGGUUUCUCAUGUGGAUUGUCACGCCAUUAUUGAGGCUGCUUGGAAAUCUCGUUUUCAUGGGUCUCCGUUUAUUUUGUUGGGCGGCUAGACUGAAGUUAUGUAAGGAACGCUUGCAGGGUUGGGCAAAGCAAUGCAAUCAGAAUUCUCGUCGUCAGACGCUGAAGCAAAGUUGAAGAGUUUGCAGGAAAACUUAUCGCAGUAUAAUCAUGCCCAGGUUGUUGCGGUUGAACGAACUCUUAAUCAGCUUUGGCAAGAUGAAGAAUUGUUCUGGAAGCAGAAAUCCCGUGUGAAGUGGCUUCAAAGUUCUUCCAUGCCACUACACUGCAACGUCGAUCUUGCAAUCGGAUUUCAGGGAUAGAAGACUCAACUGGUCGUUGGAUUGAUGAUGAUGUGGGCUUGCAAAAUAUUUUUCUGUCAUACUUUCAACAGCUCUACACAUCUCAUUCUCUUUCUUCUUCUUCUAUGGAGCAUUUCUUACGAUAUAUCCCUCUCACCAUCACGGCGGAGAUGAAUCAAAAGCUUUUGUGUCCAUUAACAGAGGCAGAGGUGGAAAAUGCUGUUUUUUCAAUGGCGCCUUUCAAAACUCCAGGACCUGAUGGCGUUCGAAUUUGUCGCCGCGCUCCAUCUCUGUCUCAUUUAUUUUUUGCAGAUGAUUCUCUGAUCUUUUGUCAAGCAUCUUGUUCGGAGGUGAGAUCAGUCAAACGCAUUCUUUCAGCUUAUGAGCUUGCUUCGGGACAGGUGGUGAAUUUUUCCAAAUCCUCUAUUUUCUUCUCUAAAAAUACCAGUCCCUUCAGACGGAGACGGCUUUGUUCUAUCUUGGGUAUUGGGGAGGAAGGUUUGAAAGCCAAAUAUCUGGGUAUGCCGGCCAUUAUCGGGCGCUCCAAGUCUGAUGUUUUUCAUUUUGUCUCCCAGAAAGUUCAAGAUCGUUUGUCAGCGUGGAAAGCGAAAUAUCUUUCUAAAGGCGGUAAAGAAGUGCUUAUUAAGGCUGUUUUAAGUUCUUUGCCGACUUAUGUUAUGUCAUGUUUCCGUUUACCGGCUUCCCUAUGUGAGAAAAUUAUGCAGCUUAUUCGUGCUUUUUGGUGGCGCAAUAAUCCUGAUUCUAGAUCAGUUCACUGGUCUAGCUGGGCCUCGCUCUGUUUAAGUAAAAAAAGCUGGAGGCUUGGGAAUCUGAGACACGGGUGCGUUCAACUCGGCUCUGUUAGCUAAGCAAGCGUGGAAUUUUCAAGUGCUUCGUCGUGGUUUGGCUUUUCGGUUGUUCAAAGCCAAAUAUUUCCAUUCUUGUUCCUUUUUGGAAGCCGGUCUGGGGUCCAAUCCAUCUUGGGCGUGGAGGAGCAUCUGGUCCUCCAAGCCUAUUCUUAAAAAAGGGCUAAGAUGGGUUGUGGGUGAUGGUAAAUCUCUCAGCAUUUGGAAUGACUUCUGGGUGCCAUCCAUGGAAACUUUGCCGUGCCUCAAUUCUUCUAUUGCUGUUCAUAGAGUUGCUGACCUUGUUGACCCUAUGACUCAUUCGUGGCGUAUCCCUCUCCUUUUCCAGCUCUUUCCUGCUGAAGUGGUCUCUGCUAUUCGGCGCAUUCCAAUUAGUUUGCGCCGUUGUGAGGAUCAUCAAGUGUGGGCUUUCUCUGAUCACGGAAAAUUUACUGUUAAAUCGGCGUAUCAUGUGGCUUUUUCUCUUCUUGAUCAUCCUAUGCAUCAUUCCACUAUUAAUCCAAAGUGCUGGACAUCUAUCUGGAACUGUCACAGUCUUCCAAAGGUUAAGCAUUUUCUUUGGCAGUGUGUUCAUUGGAUUCUCCCAACUCGGGCUGCUUUAAAGCUUAGGGGGUUGUCUGCUGAUGAUUUUUGCCUUUCUUGUGGAGAGGGACCUGAAACGGUGGAGCACUUGCUUUUGGGCUGCUCUAAGUCUCUCCUUGUUUGGAAGCUCGCUCCUCUUCGUUUUGAUUUUCAGACAUGGGGUGUUCGCUCCUUUGCUGAGAGGUGGCUUGAUGUGUCCUCCUAUGGGGUUGAUGCUUGUAGUUUGGCCUCUUUUGUUGCUUGGACGAUAUGGAAAUCUCGGAACACUUAGUUUUUCAUGGUUCGAUAUCUGACCCUCAUCAGGUUAUUUCUACAGCCGUUUCAGUGUUUUGGGAGUUUCGGGACGCUGCUCAGCUUCAGUUAUCGACUUUCCUCCCCGUCUCAUCUCUCUAACUCUGUGGUAUGGACGCCUCCGGCUCCUGGUUUCAUCAAAUGCAAUUUGGAUGCCACCUUCUUUGCCAGCACAGAAUGGGCUGGAGGCGGACUUGUCUUCUGCAAUCAUUUGGGAGUUAUCUUGCGAGUUGUUGUCCUUAAGUCUUUCUUUGCAUUUUCAGCUCUCUCGGCUGAGGCUUUUGUCAUGAGGGAUGCUUUGCUUUGGGCUCGUCUUUUUGGUUUUCACAGUUUAUGUUUGGAGAAUGAUUCUCUUAUCUUAUGUGAGGCUGUGAAUGGCGUUCGCCCGUGCCCUGCAUCUAUCUUGCCUCUUGUUUUUGACAUUCGGCAUCUUUUGCAUGCUCUUGAUGUUGCUCGGGUUGAGCAUGUUCGUCGUGCUGCAAAUUCGCGGCGCAUCAGAUUGCUUUGCUUUCUCGCUCUCAGCCUUGCUCUAGUCAGGUGUUUUUUGGGCUGCCUUGGUAGUUGUUUUUUCUUCAGCCGCUUCCUGUUCCUCUCAUAGAAGAUGUGGUUCAUGGGAGCUUUGUUUGUCAUCAGCUUCCUGCUCCUCCUACUGAUGUUUUUGAUUGAGCUUUUUGGCAUCAGCGUUUUGGAGCCAUUGUUCCUUUCAGCAUUAUCACUGAUUUCUGGAGAUAUUGUCUUCUUCGGAUCUCAAUGAGCUCGGAGUGGAAUGGGGCGUCAAUUAUGAGCUUUAUCAUUUGUUGUAAUUUGAUGGGGUAUGCCCCUGGUUGCUGUAUUUGCUAUCCUGUUUUAGCUGCUUGUUGCAAUCUAUGUUUGCUCAUGGAAAAAAAAAAAAAAAAUUUAGCUUACUCAAAAA